Molecule: messenger RNA, 3479 nt
Organism: Dicentrarchus labrax (European seabass)
Lineage: Eukaryota; Metazoa; Chordata; Actinopteri; Moronidae
Product: von Willebrand factor A domain-containing protein 1
Exons: 6
Coding region: 500-1969 (489 amino acids)
Molecular function (GO): protein binding
Source: RefSeq, a predicted model, not a curated record
GUGUCCAUUUGCUUUCUAGAUAGUGUGGAUGAAUAAGUGUGGUGAAUCCUGGACUGGGGGGUAAAUUAUAGUACCAGAGAAACAGCCAGCAUCAAGGAAAAAUCUGUCCUUAAAAGUCCCAUCAAAGACCACAUUCCAGCAAAAGGUGACGAUGGUUUUAUUACCUGGCUCAGCAGCUAAAGGAGGAGGAGUAAUUUGGACCUGGAAGAGAAAACACUCAACCGGACUGGGAGGAGAAGUGAUCUCUCGUUAAACCGCGCAAACAAUACUGUACUGAAUGAGGAGCAGCAUGAGGCAGGUGUUUGCUGAGGAAAAGUUUGGAUGACCCGUGCAGUGCCAAAAAACUCUGCAGAAGAGGCGACUAACAUCCUGGGACCGGGAUCUGUGAGAUGGGAACCUGUGACGGAAGUCCUGGUGUUGGUUAUUUCACCUGCCUGUGCUGUUUCUGAUCAAUUUAUUAUAUAUAUAUAUACAUUUUUUAAAUUGCUGUUCAGAAAGGAUGAAAGGCUUUUUACUUUGCUGUGUUCUUCUCUCGGCGGUGUUGCAGCGGAGCAACAUGCACACUGGUGUACCUGCCACACUGUUAAAUUGCUGUGAAGGGGAUAUUCUCCUUCUGCUGGACUCUUCAGGAAGUGUGGCAAACUAUGAGUUCUCCCGCCUGUCGCUCUUCACCGCUGAGCUGCUUCGCCCCUUCUCACUGGGCCGUGGGCACGUAAGAGUCGGGCUGCUGCAGGUGGGCACAAACCCUACCCUGGAGUUCAGCCUGGACGUCCACAACGAUCAGGAAAGUCUGCAGAAAGCUAUGCGGAGUGUCAGCCAGCUGAAAGGAGACACGAAUACAGAGGCAGCACUCAGGGUGGCCCAGCAGCUUUUCACAGAGAUGGAGGGGAACGUGCCAAAGGUGCUGCUGUGGCUGACUGAUGGUGUGCAGCCUGGAGAUGUGGACAAGGGGAUGUAUGAGCUGAAGGCGCAGGGAGUUUCUGUGUUAGCUGUAUCUACAAUACAUGCCAACUACCAGGUGUUACGACGUGCAGUGACACCACCUCUGGAGUCUCACCUGUACUUUGUGGACAUAGAUAACAUCGAAAUCAUCACAGAGGACCUGAGGGAGGCCAUCAUUGAAAUUAUUCGUGCAGAACGGCUGCGUGUGGUUCAUUUAACGUCCCACAGUGCUGUGCUGCAGUGGCGCCCCAUUCUGAGUGCAGGCAAUGGUUACUAUGAUCUCCGGUACAACUCUGUGUGGAAUACGGACCCUGAGACCAGCCGCGUUCUCCCUGGCGACUCCAGUUGGGUGGAACUGACUAAUCUGCGGCCUGAUACCACCUACACAGCUUCCCUCCGCCCAGAGUCCAACCAGAGGCUGUUUAACACACUCUCUGCUAACUUCACCACACUUCCUGAUGUUUUAAGCCCAGCAGUGGUAUCUGUGUCAGAAGCUGGCCCUCAUCAAAUCCGUGUGAGCUGGGGUCCCCUGCAGCCAGCUCGAGUCCAGAGAUACACGGUGGAGUACGGAGCUAUUCCAAGCGGACACGUCCACACUGUGACGGUACACAGCCAGCAGAACUCUACCUUACUGACCGGGCUGGAGCCGGGCACUCAGUACCUGGUCACAGUCACUGCUCUGCGUGUGAAUGGAGAAGAAAGAGCCAUGUCUGUGAGGGCGUGCACUCAAGAAGCAGUUCUGCCUGCCCUGGCCGACCUUCAGCUGACCACGGUGGAGCGCCAGGAGGUGCAGGUAGCAUGGCAGGCCUCUCAGGAAGGUGUGAAAGGCUACUGGCUGAGCUGGGAGAGAGAAAGCUCCUCCUCGAAGCCCUCCAUCUCCUCCGUCUACCUGUCUCCUACCUCCCGUUCAACACGACUCACACACCUUGCACCAAGCAGUCGUGUGUGUGUGUCACCGGUCUACAGCUCUGGUCGAGGAGAGGGGAUAUGCUGCACAGCAGAGAUGCACACAGAUUCCAGCCAGUAGGGUUAACAACCAGAGUCUGCAUCAAUCAGGCAGUUGGAGCAAAAAAAGGGUGAAAUUGAGCAUUUUAAGUGCUGGAUGCACUAGAUAACUUGUUUAGGACUGAAUAUUAUUUUUAAGCUAAAAUGUUCAUCUUGAAAUGAAUCAGUGACAGACAAGGAUUUAUCACAUAACACCAGCCCUCUGUCUUCACAAUGGCUGAGAAAAUCUGGUAUAAUUAUUAUGUUUUUCUCCUGAAAAUGAAAAUAUCACCAACUUUGCAGGAAGGCUGUCACACAUUUGUUUAAACAUAUCAGUUAGCCAGGAACAUACACAGCUGCAGGUGGUGUGCAGCAUUCACAGUUUGAGGAACUAUUGUUAUUGGCAAUUAUUAUUUAUUAUGAUUUACAGUCUGUUUCAUCAUUACAUGUAUUUACUUGAAAUUAUAGUCUUCUCGUUGCAAGUAUACUCAAAUUUUUUAAAAUGUAAAGUGUCCCUCCCUCGAUUUCCCUUCCUGACUGCCCUGAUGUCAGAUCUAAUUACUGAUAUCAUCUGUCAAUAGUUCACUAGCUUCGCUCAGCUGAGCUAAAUGGAGUUUUGGUUACAAUGCCUGAAAUAAGAUAAGCUAAGCUAAGCAUGAGAAAAUGGCAGUUUAAGUCUUUGAGGUACCAUAACUACACAACACCUUUAUUAUGAAACAUAGAUUUAGAGUUAAAUUCAUGCAAGUAAAGUACAAGUGCCCUGAUUAACUGCAACCUUAGACGCUAGUGUACAGUAACCCGAUAAUCAGGCUGAAUUGUUUUUCCUUUUCAUUUCAAAAGAGAUGAUGUUGUGUGAGCAUCAAUUCAGUGGCCUGCAACUACAAUACUAUCUUUUCCACUCCAAAAUUAGCCUGAAGCUGAAGAAGCAUUGUAAAAUGAUGCUGCACUUAAGUGAUGCUUUCAAAUGCUUAGUUAUUAUUUUAAUGAGCGAUAAUGCUGCUGCUUGUACACCAUUUGUGGCCUCCCUGGAUUGUUUAUUAUAUCAGAUGUUUCAAAUGUAUUGAUUUUGAAGCUGAUCAUGAAUUAGUCUAAAUGUUUGUUGUUUUGUUUUGUCUUUUUCAGCAAUUUUUCUCUGAGUUCUCACUCAAUUAUUGGUAUUCAGUCAUUACAUCAGACACCGCUCUGACGGCACACAGUGAAUUCACAGACAGGUGUGUUUCUGCUUGGCUGUCAGUGAUGAAACACAGAAGACUAACGCAUUUAAUGUUAUCAACUCUUCAGACCAGUAAACUCCAUACUGGAUCAGUUUGUACAAUGCUUAAAAGUAUGCAGUUUUAUAGUGAAUAUGUACUGUGAAUAUAUAGAUUUUUAAAUGUACUUUUUUAUUUAUUUAUAUGCUAUGGAAUUUAUGGCCAGGUUUGUCUGAUAAAGUGUUUCCCUGGGCGAAUUAGAAGACAAGAGAAAUUAGAUUUAUAUAAAAUAUAUUUGCACAGUAUCCAUAAGCAUUUAAUUGGGUAAAAUAAUAAAUGCAGUUUUUAAAAUACCAUAAAAAA